Messenger RNA from Fonsecaea multimorphosa CBS 102226, 1251 nucleotides. RefSeq lists its product as uncharacterized. Gene Ontology annotation, biological process: L-tyrosine biosynthetic process. The transcript is spliced from 5 exons. Gene Ontology annotation, molecular function: prephenate dehydrogenase (NADP+) activity; NAD+ binding; prephenate dehydrogenase (NAD+) activity. Lineage: Eukaryota; Fungi; Ascomycota; Eurotiomycetes; Chaetothyriales; Herpotrichiellaceae. Bases 1 to 1251 code for a protein of 416 amino acids. The record is from RefSeq and is a predicted model, not a curated record.
AUGGAGGGCAUCGCGGUUGGAAUCAUUGGUAUGGGUGACAUGGGCCGCUUAGUCAACGCUUGCGAUCGACCAGACAAGUUCCAAGCUCUACACCAUGAGUACGAGAAUGAGAGAGGAAUAAAUAUCUUGCCUAAUGGUCAUCUUGUUUCCCGAGCAAGCGACUGGAUCAUAUACAGUGUGGAGGCCGAGCUCAUUGACAAGAUUGUUGCUGAGUAUGGUCCGUCCACCAAAGUCGGCGCCAUUGUCGGUGGGCAGACCUCCUGCAAAGCCCCUGAGCUGGCUGCCUUUGACAAGUAUCUGCCCGCCGACGUUGAGAUUGUUUCUUGCCAUUCCCUGCAUGGCCCCGCUGUAGACCCAACAGGCCAGCCGCUCGUCGUCAUCCAACACCGAGCGUCUAAGAAAAGUGUCGAUCUCUGUGUCCGAAUCCUCUCUUGCCUGAAUUCCAAAUUUGUCUUCUUGUCAGGGGAAAAGCAUGACCGUAUCACCGCAGACACGCAGGCAGUCACGCAUGCGGCGUUUUUGAGCAUGGGAACGGCAUGGGCGGCGAACAAACAGUUUCCGUGGGAAAUCGAUCGAUACAUUGGUGGAAUCGAGAAUGUGAAGAUUAACAUCACACUGCGCAUCUAUGCCAACAAGUGGCAUGUCUAUGCCGGACUGGCCAUUCUCAACCCGGCGGCGAAAGAGCAGAUUCGACAGUAUGCCGAGUCAGUGACGGAACUUUUCAAGCUCAUGCUCGGUGGCCAUCGAGAAGAGCUGUCCCGCCGGAUCAAGACGGCUGGCGCGGCAGUCUUUUCCAAGGAUGCUGUUGACCAGGAUUUGUUGCUUGGGGACGAUGUGUUGGACAAGUUCUCGCUCUCAAGAAGGCCCAAAGAGAGAAUGCCGAACAAUCACCUCAGCUUGUUGGGCAUUGUCGAUUGCUGGUGGAAACUCGGCAUCGUCCCAUACGACCAUAUGAUUUGCUCCACGCCUCUCUUCCGAAUAUGGCUGGGCGUCACCGAGUAUCUCUUUCGCAAUGAGACAUUGCUGGAUGAAGUCAUUAACACGGCAAUCGAAGAUGACACUUUUCGUUCCGACGACCUUGAGUUCACUUUUGCGGCAAGGGCAUGGUCGGAAUGCGUCUCGUUCGGUGCGUUUGAAGCAUAUCGAAGCCGAUUCGAGUAUAUCCAGCAGUACUUUGCUCCAAGAUUUCCCGACGCUGUUCGACUGGGGAACGAGAUGAUCCAAGAGAUCAUGGUCAAGACCAAAAACUGA